AAGAUCUCAGUAUAUGAAAUUAAAAACUAAUGCCACAGCAGCCGCAAACAAUAGAACUAUAGAAAAAAGGCUUCCCACUAGAAGCCAACACGCAGUUAAUAACAAGCAUAACAUGUCUGCCACCAAUUCUACCAAUGCUGCUCUGGCAAUUCAUGCGCUACGAUCUACUAGUCAAGAUUUUUCGAAUACCACCUGCUCCUCCCCUUCUAACAUUGGUAUUGGUACAAAUAUCAAAAUUUUAUUUGAUCAUGUAGACAAGUCAUUGGAUAAGCUUAAAGUCGUGGUAGAAUUCACCGACAUGGAUGCCAUGUGGCUGACACGUGUCUAUCAAACUUAUGAAAAUGAAUUGUGGCACAAAAAACCACGCUGUGAUGAUUUUGGCGGCAAGAAAAAAUGGUUUUUCUAUUGUCAUCUUUGUAAUAAUGUCUACCAUAAAUUUCAUUCGAUUAAAAAUCAUUUGAAUCAACACAUGAAGUUGUAUCCUUACAUUUGUAAGUUGUGUUGUAUGAAAUAUACCGGACGUAAUUCCGCUACCAGACACUUGAAGAAAGUACAUCGUUUGGCUAAAGAACAUUGGAAUGAUUACUUAACAAGUUAAGAAAAUGCAGGGAUAUUAGUUUUAGCUGGUACUAAUAUUGUUUUGUUUGUCGGAUGGAAUGGAGACACAUUAAGACACAGGUGAACAGUUUUUAUUUCUUUA
This is a messenger RNA of Lucilia cuprina (Australian sheep blowfly), 700 nucleotides long. RefSeq names its product zinc finger and BTB domain-containing protein 34-like. The record is from RefSeq and is a predicted model, not a curated record. The coding region runs from base 14 to 598 and encodes 194 amino acids. Lineage: Eukaryota; Metazoa; Arthropoda; Insecta; Diptera; Calliphoridae. The transcript has 2 exons.